AUGGAAUUUCAGGUUUGCGCAGAUGCAGACAGAAGAUUUGGUCCAAUAGUGCCUUCAGAAUGCCGCGGUGGCUUCGACUUCACAAUUCUAUUUAAGGAAAUCUUUUUCUCCUUCCUACCGGCUAUAGCACUGGUUUUUGCAGCUUUGAUCCGCUUGCGGGAUCUUCGUCAUCGCAAAGCAAUUGCUUUUGAUGUUCAUUUGCAGCUUGGCAAACAAGUUAGUGCCCCCCUUUCGGUUCAGGAACUUGUGUUAACACCACAAAGUGUGUUGCCAUCUCUUACGCAAUCACUCGGUUAGCGAUCCUCGUUCUUUGGGCAAUACCAUCAUCGUAUAGAACAAGACUUUCAAUUACGACAGCAGCAUUUGACCUAAUCUCAUGUGUGUAUAUUUGCAUCUUGUCAUACGUGGAGGGCAGAAAUACCAUCAGACCAUCAGCUCUCUUGAACUUUUACUUGCUCGUGACGACUCUUUUUGACGUCGUCCCAUUGCGAACAUUGUGGCUGUUAAAAGGACAGGAAUCAGCCUAUAUAGGACUUCACAACAUUGCUAUUGCAUCUUCUGUCAGUAUUGGCUUGAAGGUGGUUCUUCUCAUAUUAGAAGCUACCACCAAACGUAUCGUUGGAUCAUCACUGUCUCCUGAGGAAAAGUCGGGGAUUUACAGUCUGAGAACCUUUUGGUGGCUCAAUCCGAUUCUUUGGCUUGGACGGCGUAAAAGUUUGAAUACCAAGGACUUAUUUCCCAUUGACACUGGAUUAAAGACUGAAACGUACAGCUCGCAUCUCGCAGAGACUUGGAACAAAAGUUAGUGAUGCAGAUUUCUUAUCAUUUGCGUGAGAAGAUAGCUAACAGGACAUAGCUGACACAAGCUCAAAAUAUGCGCUCCUAAGAGCGGUGUUUUCCACUCUGAAAUGGCCGCUUAUAGCUCCCGCCUUUCCUCGUCUAAUCCUCAUAGGGUACGUUUAUUUAGUCCUAUUAAUAUACUGAUCUGUAUGGACUCUUGUCGUGCUUUUGGUCCAACCAUUUAUGAAUCGCAAUUAAUGGCUUCCCUCAUUUCAGUUUCACCUACGCGCAGCCACUACUCAUCAAACGUGCGAUUAAUUUUGUGGAAAAGGGCGGCAGUGAAAAUAUUGGAUACGGCCUUAUUGGAGCUACCGUGAUAAUUUACACUGGUCUCGGAGUAGGUGUUUUCUUUAUCUUCAGCAACAGUUACUAACUAUAUAAAGAUUCUCAACGGUUACUAUGGCCAUUUGUUAUAUCGAAGCAUUACCAUAGUUCGCGGGUCUCUGAUUGACAUUGUUUACAACAAGUCCUUGAGGAUAGACAUUGUGACGGCACAAGAGGCUACUCCCGCAGGUAAAACCACCCAAUUUUCCAUGAUUCAGGCUUGGUAGAAACGUAUUGGGGCUUCCGAUAAUGGCUAUUAGUAGCUUUUUGGAUGUGGUCCCGACCUCUUCCAACGUGAUCGCACUCCACUAACAACUUCCAUUCUCCCUCUAUUACCAAAUUCCCUUCUUAUGCUUGUGGCUUCAUUAUUCUUGAAUUAUAAAAUAGCUGGCUCGAUUCUCUUGGAUUUCACUUGAUUUGAUGCGCAAAAUGGAAGCUGACUCUGACAGGUCUUAUAACCGCUGACGUGGAACGAAUCGAUUUUACAAUCGAGAAAAUACACUCUCUUUGGGCAAGUGUAUUCGAGCUUGUCGUCGCCGUGUUUCUCCUAGAAAGAGAAGUUGGUUGGGCAUGUAUCGCACCUGUAUUAGUGGCAUUCGGUCAGUAUACGACAUUGGUAGAAGAUCAACUACUAACACCUUUGUGAAGUCUGCACCUAUUUAACUUCCGUGAUUUCUAAAGUAUUACCAACUCGACAAAAGACAUGGAAUCAGUCGAUUCAAAAGCGAGUGGCUCUCACAUCAACGAUGCUAAGCAACAUGAAAACAGUAAAAAUGAUGGGUCUAUCCAAGUAUAUAGCCACUACUUUGCAAGCCGCUCGUAUGACAGAGUUGGCUGCAUCACAAGCUUUUCGGCAGUGUAUGGCAAUUGUAAAUGUACUAGGUGACACACCAGCUCUGAAAUGUGGAAAUAAUUACAGCUAACAAAACCACAGUCCUUGUUCCAAAGCAACUUUCUGCUCCCUUCACAUUUCUUCUAUUCGUCUUUGCCGUUCAUAAAGGUUCUAGUAAUGGUGCAAUGUCUGCUUCUCGCGCAUUCACGACUUUAACAAUCAUCGAGCUUAUCACCACUCCUAUCGGCCUAGUUCUGCAGACCAUCCCAAGUGUUACCACAUCUUUGGCAUGCCUAGAUCGUAUCCAGGCAUAUCUAAAGUCUCCAGAUAAGAUUGAUAGGCGUGGUGCCAUGAGAUCCUCCCAAGAUACCAAGUCGUCCAACUCGGAAAAAUACAACUCUGCUGAAAAAGAUUUACCUGUCAUUUAUUUCCGAAACGCUAGUUUUGCCUACAAAGCCACUGAAGAUCGGGUCCUAGAUUUAAUCUCGUUAAUAAUACCCCGAGGAUCCUUAACAAUGGUAGUCGGUCCUGUCGGUAGUGGGAAGAGCACUCUCCUUAAAUCUAUUUUAGGCGAGCUGGAAUUACAGACUGGAGAAAUUGAUGUGCGUGUCGGAAAGAUUGCAUACUGCGAUCAGAGUCCAUGGAUUCCGAAUGGAUCUAUUCAGGAUUGUAUUAUUGGCACUUCAGAGUUUGACGAGGUUUGGUUCAAAGAGGUAUUGCAUGUCUGCGCCCUUGAUGAGGAUGUUCAUUCUCUCUCGGAAGGAAGACACACUGCGCUAGGAAGUCGAGGAAUCGCCUUUAGCGAAGGGCAGAGACAAAGAUUGGUAGGAACUUCCUAUUACUCCUUUUCCCUCUUAUCUUGCUAAUCAUAACCAAAGGCACUUGCGAGAGGAGUCUAUUCUCGCGCUCCCUUACUAAUCCUGGACGACAUAUUCAGAUCCCUUGACUCAAAAACCGCUGGGCUUAUCUUUCAAAGACUUUUUUCGCCUGACGGACUAGUCAAACGAACCAAUCUGACUGCUGUUUGUGCAACGCACUCUGGUCUGCCCCCAAUCAUAAUAUUUCAAUCCAAUUUAUGUGUAUUUUGCUAACGUUUAGGUAGCACGGCAUCUUCCUACCUUAGAUCAGAUAGUUGUCUUGAAAAAUGGCGGAAUUUCUGAAAUUGGCAGUUUUCAAUAUCUAAAAGAGCGUGAAGGGUAUAUCCAAAGUUUGACAACAAGAAGGCAGUCUAUCGAUUAUGGCAAUUAUGCUCCUCAAGAUAACAAAACAGUUGAAAUCAAAGCACAGCGGGCUCAGACAACAAGGAAGCCACAAAUCCCCGUACAACGCGUCAUUGGAACCAGGGAUCAAUCUGUAUACAUAUUCUAUCUAAAACCCAUUGGCGUAAUGAGAGCUGUGAUCCUACUUAUCGCGGUCAUCUCAUUGGCAUUUGCAACUCGGUUUCAGCGUUAGUCAUCAUCCUGUCCAGAUCUUUGUUGGCCGCAAGUUACUAACAUUUCCAAGGCAUUUGGGUCCAGUGGUGGACUGAAGCAGACAGUCACCAUUCGAUGUAUAUUGGGAUAUAUUUCUUGCUUGCCGUUGGUGCUUGCUUGAGCUUUGCUUUCUUCUUCUGGUAUGGCUUUUUUCCUGGUUGAUUUCGUUUAGCUGACAUGGAAAAGGUGGAUGUGGAUGUUUGUUGUUCCAAUGACGGCUGGGGGCCUACACGAGCAAUUGCUUGAUUCGGUCAUUCAGUGAGUGAUGUCUUGCAUAAAAUUUCGUGUUUUCCAAUUAACAUUGAGCAGCGCUCCUCUAUCAUAUUUCACCAAAGUAGACGCCGGUACAAUCUUGAACCGGUUUAGCCAAGAUAUGGCUAUCCUCAACGGCCAGCUUCCAGUCAACAUCUUCCAAGCCCUUUCUAGUCAGUGAUCUCAUAUGAAGAUGCUAGGACCAAGCUAAUAGAACGAACAGUUUUGAUGAUCUGUUUGAUACAGAUUGCCUUUAUUGCUUAUGGUUCAAGUUAUCUAGCAUCAGCUAUUCCAGUUACACUGCUUGUUGUGUUCCUUCUUUCCCGUUACUAUCUACUUACUUCACAGCAACUUCGCCUGCUAGAUAUUGAACUUAAAGCACCCAUUUAUACGAGUUUGACUGAAACCAAGGAAGGCCUCGCAACAAUACGAGCAUUCGGUUGGCAAUCAUCUUACAAAAAGAAAUGCCAAGCCCGGAUUGAUGAGUCAAAGAGGGCAAUAUACUUGUUAUUCAUGAUUCAACGAUGGCUAAAUUUCGUUCUCGAUCUAAUCGUUGCUGGUUUGGCGACUUUGCUAAUGACAUUGGCAACACAACUACGUCAUUCAACGAAUCCUGCUGCACUAGGAGUGGGCCUUUCCAGUCUAAUAGCGUUCAGCUUGAAUGUGUCCCAAUUUAUAUAUUGCUAUACAGAGCUGGAAAACUCGCUUGGGGCUAUAAGCAGGAUCAAAGACUGCGUCGAAAAUAUUGAAGUGGAAGACUCUGCCAUAGACGCCAAAGAGCCACCCAAAGACUGGCCGCCGAAUGGUGCGAUCGAGUUUUCACAUGUCACAGCCAGCUAUAAGUUUGUAUACCUCUUCUUUUUAUUUUUCUUAAUACUGAUAGUAAUACCAGUGAUGACGAGGAGAUAGCGCUCAACGAUAUCUCUUUCAGUGCUCUCCCUGGUCAGAAAGUCUGUAUUUGUGGUCGUACAGGCUCAGGAAAGUCUACGCUGAUGUCAGUAAUUCUUCGACUCCUAAGCGCCCAAAUCGGCGGAGUCUCAAUCGAUGGUAUUGACAUUGCCACUCUACGUUCCGAAGCGGUUCGGCAGAAUAUCAAUGUCAUUCCACAAUCACCCUUUUUCCUCCCAGGAUCUGUGAAACUCAAUCUCUCAGCGGACCAUCACACAGACAAAGAUAUGACAACGGCUUUGGAGAGAGUAGGCCUUUGGGAGCUCAUAGAAUCUCGUGGCGGUUUAUCAGCUGAAAUAUCCGCGGUGGCAUUGUCGCAUGGGCAACAACAACUGUUUUGCUUGGCUGCAGCGAUGCUGAAGAAAUCGAAAAUCGUAUUGAUCGAUGAAGCUACUAGCGGGGUCGAUUCUAAGACGGAGAAUAAGAUGUAUGAUCUGAUACACGAGGAGUUCCGGGACUGUACUGUUAUUAGUAUCGCACAUCGAUUGGAAAGGGUGCUUGAGUAUGACCAGGUUGUAGUAUUAUCUCACGGUCGAUGUAUAGAAAACGGGGCGCCUGGCGAUUUGUUGGAGAAACAGGGGGAGUUUUGGAAGUUAGUAAAUCCAUAG
This is a messenger RNA of Hymenoscyphus albidus, 5276 nucleotides long. Lineage: Eukaryota; Fungi; Ascomycota; Leotiomycetes; Helotiales; Helotiaceae. The record is from the annotation of a GenBank genome assembly.